This is a messenger RNA of Castor canadensis (American beaver), 2835 nucleotides long. RefSeq names its product endonuclease V (gene Endov). NCBI's taxonomy places the organism in Eukaryota, Metazoa, Chordata, Mammalia, Rodentia, Castoridae. Gene Ontology annotation, biological process: DNA repair. The record is from RefSeq and is a predicted model, not a curated record. Gene Ontology annotation, molecular function: single-stranded RNA binding; RNA endonuclease activity producing 5'-phosphomonoesters, hydrolytic mechanism. Gene Ontology annotation, cellular component: cytoplasm; nucleolus.
CCACGGCGCUGGGACAAGCGGGACGCGUGGGGGAACUCGCGACGCCAGCUGGCGGCUGCGAACGCGGCGGCCCGGCCUGCUAAGGUCCGAGAGGAUGGCGUGAGGGCAGCUUGAAGCCAGAGGCGUGUGUGCGCGGCCCCGCGGGGCGUGAGUUAGAGGCCACGAGUUGCUGCGGCCCCAGGCGGCGAGCCUGGCCCAGAAAGCGGCCCCUGGCGGCGGCCGCAGAGUAGCGGCGGGGGCGCAAAGGAGCCCCGGCAUUAAGAGCAGGCGGCGCUACGCGGGGCGCUCCGGAAGUGACGUAAGGAAGGGCGCCGAGUACCCAGCCAUGGCGCAGAAGGCCGAGGAACGGCCGCCGGAGGAAACCCUGUCGCUCUGGAAACGGGAGCAAGCUAGGCUGAAGGCCCGCGUGGUAGACCGCGACACGGAGGCGUGGCAGCGGGACCCCGCCUUCUCGGGUCUGCAGAGGGUCGGGGGCGUUGAUGUGUCCUUCGUGAAAGGGGACAGGGUCCGCGCCUGUGCCUCCCUGGUGGUGCUCAGCUACCCCGAGCUCGAGGUGAUGUACGAGGACAGCCGCAUGGUCAGCCUGACGGCCCCCUACAUAUCGGGCUUCCUAGCCUUCCGAGAGGUGCCCUUCCUAGUGGAUCUGGUGCAACGGCUGCAGGAGAAGGAGCCAGACCUCAUACCCCAGGUCCUUCUUGUGGAUGGAAAUGGGGUGCUCCACCACCGAGGCUUUGGGGUGGCCUGCCACCUUGGCAUCCUUACAGAGCUGCCCUGUAUUGGGGUAGCCAAGAAGCUUCUACAGGUGGAUGGGCUAGAGAACAAUGCUUUGCACAAGGAGAAGAUUCAACUCUUGAAGGCUGGGGGAGAUGCAUUUCCUCUGACAGGAGAUUCUGGGGCCAUCCUGGGAAUGGCCCUGAAGAGCCAUGACCACAGCACCAAGCCACUCUAUGUCUCUGUGGGUCACAAGAUGAGCCUGGAGGCAGCUGUGCGCCUGACCCACUGCUGCUGCAAGUUCCGGAUCCCAGAGCCUGUGCGCCAGGCUGAUGUCCGCUCUCGAGAGUAUAUCCGCAGGACUCUGGGACACUCUGGACCACCUCUACCAGGGCAGGAGAGGAGCCAGAAGGUGCAGAGACCAAAGGUAUGCCCCAAAGAAGACUCUGAAGCACCCAAAGGAGAGGACAGUGAGGACCACAGCAGAGGCCUCAUGACAAACCUGGAAGCCCCACAGUCAGGCUCCCAAGAGCAGCAGAGCAAGGGUGGGCAGUCUGGAGGAACUGAGCACCAUGAAAACUCAGGCUGCCAGCCUCCCACUGCACCUGGGACAGUAUCCAACCUGGGGAGUCAGUCUCUAGGGACUAGGAAACCUCCCCCCACAGCCAUGGGUACCACACCAGACCUCAAAGACACACUGACCAAAACCCAACAGGACGCAGCAGGCACAGUGCAACCCUGAUAGAAGGCUGUUCCAGCCUCUCCUUUGAAUACGAUCUGCCUGUGCCUGUUGUUUUUAUUCUCAGGGUUCAUUUUUUUACACCAGUCCCUGCUACCCAUGAUAAGCACCUCUGCGGCUGAAGGGCUCCAAGCUUCAUGGCCAGGCUUUGGUCCCCACUGAGCCUGGCCUCCAGUCUGCCUGCUGCUGCACACACUGGGCCAUGGUGGGGAGGCAGGAGGUGUUGAGGUUGCAGGAAGUCAGUUGAGGCCUAUGGCCCCUGGGCCAGAGAACUGACCGUGCCUCUGUUCCUGCUGACCUUGUCCCCCUGGCAACCUCAGAACCCUGCCUGCUGGGAAGCAGCUCUGUUCCUGCCCAGUCUGCCUGCUUCCUCCAGGUGGCCUUGAAGUGGCAGCUAAGAGGUCAGCCCAUCUUCAAUGAGAUCUCAGUUUGAGUCUUUCCUCCACACCCCCAGACUCUAGGCUCCCCAAAGUGGAGUUCGCAAGUUGGGAAUGGCUGGCUGCCAAAUCCUGUGUGCCCCCUGACCCCAGCUCUGAAUCAAGAUAGAAGGUGGAUCCUAGUACAGAUGGAGGGAAGGAAGGAGGGAAGGGAGACAGACAUGGAAAGUGGGUUAGCAAUGGAGGGGCAGAGGUGUGGAGGGAGACUUGGCCACAUGCCAGGAGUGAUGGGCUCUAGCUGAUCCCAAGGGACAGUUCUCCCACGGCAUCCAGACCUGACCGGGUAUGACUGAACUGCCAGGUGUUCCACCUGAGCCAGUGCAAUGGAGUCAGGACUCCUGGGUGCAGGUCUUCUGCAGCCUCUGUUUUCUCAUCAGGACUUGGGGGGCCCCAGACAUGAACAUAAGUGUAAGGUCUUGGACACCCUAUAAGUGAAGCGUGUGUCAGUGGGAGCCUGGACCCAGGAACAAAAUAUCAGUGGGAAGAGGGGAAGUGGCUUGCCACUAAGCACCUGAUAUGUGGAUUUGCAGAGGUAUGUGUGAGGGAUAGCAGAACCGCAGUGGAAUUCCCCAGCACUAUCCCCCUAAAACUUCCAAAUGUCAACAGCCCAAGUAGGCUAUUCGAGGCUCUCUAGGGGUGCCCCUCCACUGAGCUUGGCUUUGGGCACAUCCUCUAUGGGGAGCAGGAAGCCAGGAGUCCUUCAGCAUUGCUAUGGGGAGGGCUAAUUCUUCCUAACUCCAGGGUUCACACCUCUCUGCGACCCCUUCCCACACUGGUCACCAGGCCCACUGAGGCACAGGUGGUACAGGUGCCUGCCUCUGAGGCAGACGUGGAGAAGGCAGGGCCUUGGGGUGCAGGGGACCUGAGCAAGGAGAUGCUGGCCACAAGGACCUGGCAGUGCCUGGAUUCUUGCCUGCUGCCCCCAGGUACUCACAGGAUGGGAAAACA